This is a messenger RNA of Spirodela intermedia, 3130 nucleotides long. NCBI's taxonomy places the organism in Eukaryota, Viridiplantae, Streptophyta, Magnoliopsida, Alismatales, Araceae. The record is from the annotation of a GenBank genome assembly.
AUGGGCAACGGAGAGAGCUCCCCGCGAAGUUAUGGCCAGCAGAUUCGGUUCUCUGAUGGGUACGCAGAAAGAGGCAACUUCGACAGGGAGCAACCUACGGCGGCGGGGCACACCGAGAGCAGAAACGCCACUCGGGGAUCCUCCUCGACGUCCAUUCCAGAUAAUUUCAGCUCCCUUGAUCAGGUAAUCUAUCCAAGGGUUGAGACAUUGUUGUGGGCAUCGAAGGGAGACACCUAGUAUCGUUGAAACAUAUGGAUAAGAAGAAAAAAAUAAAAAUGCUACGGAUUAUCCCAGGGUUCGAUAUGAAUUAGUAGUGAAGUCCUUGGAUCCAUAUCUUCCCACAUUAGUAAUGAAUGAUCAGUUAUUGCUUCCAUCUGGGCUUUGACUCUUGACUUGUUUGGAAUUGGAAAAUUUUCCUCGUGGCCUACAACUUGAGAAUUGACUUUUUUGGGGGUUGACUUCUGAACAUAAACUACUACAGUACUUUGACUUACUCUACGUCUGGUUACUAUUUUUCAGGUGACGUCUGCUUUGAGAGAUUAUGGCCUCGAAUCAUCAAAUCUCAUACUUGGCAUUGACUUCACCAAAAGUAACGAAUGGACGGGUAAAAUUUUCUGUCAUAAAAUAGAAUGCCACCUACCUGAACUCUACGUCUCUCCUUGGCUCAUUUGAGAUGGUCAACGCCAUUCCUCUAUGUCAGGUAGGCAUUCAUUCAACAGGAGAUCUCUUCAUGCGAUUAGCAGCACACCUAACCCAUACGAGCAGGCCAUUUCUAUAAUUGGCCGGACUCUGUAUCCUUUUGACGAGGACAACCUAAUACCAUGCUUUGGAUUUGGUGACGGUUAGUAUUUCUUCCCCCUAAUUCUUGCCCAUUACUCCUCCCUCCCACACACAAACACGCACACUUGAGCAUGCAUAUACCUUUCUCUCCCAUUCCAUCCAAGAAGCUAAAUCACCCUUCUUUUCUGACGGGUUCUUGGUUCUUUUCUAGCAUCCACACAUGAAAAAAAUGUCUUCAGUUUUUACCCUGAUCAUCACUAUUGCCAAGGCUUCGAGGAGGUCCUCGCCAGAUACAGGGAAAUCCUCCCGUUCAUUAAAUUGUCAGGUUAGUUUUCAUCUAUACACUAAAACUUCAUAUCAUCAAUACCAUAAUAAUGUUCUUGUUGAGGGUGGCCACCUUAAACUAGACGGUUGACUUCCCCCAGGACCAACCUCAUUCGCUCCACUUAUUUAUGCUUCAAUUGACAUUGUGGAGAGGAGCUGGCAGUACCACGUCCUUGUCAUCAUUGCAGACGGCCAGGUCAGCGCAAAGUUCUAAUGACUAUGUCCCCAUGCAGUGGAAUAGUGGUUUGGAGAUGUAUUGAUUUUUCUGUCUUCUAUGAAUCUUGCAGGUCACUAGGAACCCUGAUACUCCUCCUGGGACGUUUAGUUCACAUGAAAAGGAGACUAUCGAUGCCAUAGUUGCCGCAAGGUAAGCUCCAAUCCCUUUCGGAUCCUUCAAUUCCCUCUUCUUGAUCUCCCCCUGAGCCAUCUCCAUCUUUCAGUGCAUAUCCCCUUUCGAUCAUCAUGGUCGGUGUGGGCGAUGGGCCAUGGGACAUGAUGCAGGAGUUCGAUGACUACAUUCCUCAACGUUCUUUUGAUAACUUUCAGGUGAUUCUCUUCACAACUUUGUUGGUAUUUGUUCUAUGACUUUAGCUCCGUGGUAUCCUAUUUCAUGACGACUUGAGAGAAUUAUUGUCCCAUCCAUGAUGCUAGCUUGCGUCUCCCAUUGAGAAACUAAGGAAAUCACCAGGUGUAGAUGGUCAAACGGGAGAACUCUGCAGCCUUUUAAAGAAUAGCUUUCUUCCACAGACAUAAUGCCCAUAUUAGCUAUCCUCAUGCUGCUGUUUAUGCUAUUGACUUUUUUGACUUGGGCAGCAUAUGCCUACAAGGUUUUGCAUUCCUGUACACCCUUAUCUUCCUGAUCUGCUCUCAUCAGUGGACCAAGAAGCCACUAAAUCUAUAAAACAUCAAGAUGCAUUCAUAACCGGGAUGCAUAAUUGUGAAAGAAGAUUUACUCUGAAGUCAACUGGGUUGUAUGCUCACACCACAAACCUUGUUCUUCUGCACCAUGGCCAAUAAGUGGUGAUGUAGAUGCUGUAUUUCUACGUCGUUUUCCUGCCUAAUUAUCCUAGGAAUUUUCUUGCAGUUUGUGAACUUUACAAAGAUCAUGUCCGCCAACAUGGAGAUGGCAAAGAAAGAGGCAGCAUUUGCACUCGCAGCUCUCAUGGAGGUGCCAGUCCAGUAUAAAGCAACGCAGACCCUUAGGCGUUUCGAGUAGGCACCAUGACAUGAUACCCACCUUCCCUACUAAUUAAUCAGAAUCACGGAAUCCUUACACCCAUCCUUUGUGAUGCUUACAGGAGUAAGAGAGCAAAAGUCGGAGCUCAGCCUCUCCCACCGCCUCCUGAAGUCAUUGAACAUGACGAGAGGAAGUUGAUGAGCCAACCCAUGCCGGCAUUCCCUUCAAUGACCUACGGCGCUUCAAGCUCACGACCGACUCCCUUUGAGACUACAAGCCCAGCGCCAAGGGCCUACACUACAACUACGGAGCAGGUAUCUUCCUUGUUGCCUUGGAAGGCUUCGGUUCCCUAGUUGGGAGUAUUCGGCCUCUGACUGUUUUUCCUGUGCUUUACAGGCGUGCCCUGUCUGUUUAACCAACCCAAAAGACAUGGCAUUCGGAUGCGGCCAUCUGGUAAGCUUGCGAUUUAUAUAAACUACUGUUUUAAGCUCAGGGAGACAGUUUUCUAUCGUCACAGGGAUAUAAUCACCGUUAUCCAUCCUAAGAAGAAUGCCUCAAUCGCCUGAGCUAUUAAUGGAUUAAACUCCUAAGGAUUGAAUACCGCCAUAGAUUAUCCAUAUAUUUUGCAUCUUCUUCUCAUCCAGCUUUCUUCCAAGUCUGUUUGAUUUGUGGGGAUUUAGCUCUUCGGAGAAGGGGAGUCCUCUUUCAAACUCUUUGUGGCUGAUUAACCGAGCUGCCUGUUUUCUUUCUUUCCUUCUCCAGACUUGCAGGGACUGCGGUGUGAACUUGUCAACAUGCCCCAUGUGCCGAACCCCCAUAGUCACGCGCAUAAGACUCUACUCAUCCUAG